Mus musculus (house mouse) is the source of this 2297-nucleotide messenger RNA. Its product is annotated as RIKEN cDNA 8030474K03 gene. The transcript is spliced from 6 exons. The record is from RefSeq and is a predicted model, not a curated record. NCBI's taxonomy places the organism in Eukaryota, Metazoa, Chordata, Mammalia, Rodentia, Muridae. The coding region runs from base 200 to 1840 and encodes 546 amino acids.
UGUUGGGCCGUUCCUCGAAGCCCCAUCCAAUAGAGACAAGGACUCUUAAGGAAAGGGCGGGGCCUGGGGACCUUUCCUGAGUGAGGCGGUUUCGAGACUUCGAAGGCUCGCCAAGUUCUCGGAGAAGCUUGCCCUAGCUGUGACGAAAGGCCGUGGUGAGGAGCGGGGAGACUCUUCCUCCGUAUCGCAUGCUGCCGACAUGAGCUCUUUGGGUAAGGCGGCAGUCCCCACAGCCUGUGAUGAUGAGGACACCCUUCUUACCGGAGAUGCGAACUCCCAGCAUCAGGUGUCUGGUUCUGAAGCUGGCUUGAGCCAGGAGGGCAGGGAGCGGUUAGGGGACCCUGUGAUCAGCCCAGGAGUUGCAGAGGGUCCGAGCCCCCUCCAAGGGCCUCUGGAGAUCAGAGAGGGUGAGGCCAGCCUCCCGGGCCCCGAGAGCAGUGACUUAGGGUCUGGGUCUAAGAUGGAGGCAACAGAGGACACAGGCAGCAUGCUUAGGGAUCCGGAAGGCGGGGCCACUUCUCCCGUAGACCAAGAAGAAGAAGUUGACAUGGAUUUCUUGCCCCAGCUCAGUAUUGAGGCCAUGACUGUCAUGCGAGAGCUGACCAACCUACAGCUCCGAAAAGUCUGCAGGUACCCGUCCCCACGAACUUGUGCGGCUGAACUGGCUGCCCUCUGGGGAAACGUAGAUGAAGGCUCCAACAGAGGGGCACUGUCUCCGAGCUCUGUGAGAGGGAAACAGGGCCCCGAAGGUGCACUGUACCCCAGAGGCCUGGGGCGAGGCAGAGCCUGGGGGACCCCAAGAAGACACACCAUAGGUAGGAUGGUGAGCAGUGAAGGUGUCCACUAUCCCUCCUCAAACCCUGUGUCUUCUGAUGAGUUCAGUGACACUCAUGUGAUGAAAGGAACCGCUGGCCUCAAAGAAGACCAGGCCAGGUCCAGUGGCCUCACUGAGCUGGAUAACAUAGCCAGACACACAAAUGUCCGUGGCAGAGGAAAUUUUGUCCAUAUUCCCCCUUCUGUACUGUCCAGUGCUACCUGGGGAGUCAGCUCAGGCAUGGAAAGGCAGGCUUCAGGAGAACAGGAAAGCUCUUUGGCUAAGAAAAAGCCAAAUAUGGUCUGGGGCAAAGAAGGGAGCAGGCCCAGCCACCAUGGAGUGACUGCAGCUGCUGCCACCGCCUCUGCUGCUGCCCCUGCCUCAGCUUCUACAGCUUCAGGUGCCCUGCCCAAGACCAGUCCCAAAAAGAAGCAAGCUCAAGAGAAGACCUCCUCCUCAGAUGUCUCAAGAGGAUACCAGGGGAAAAACUUGCCAACAUGGGGACAGAGACUCAAAUCAGCAUUUGAGGGGCCAACGACUCUACCCCCAAUCUCAGGGGUUGCUCUGCUAGGGAAGGCAAGUAAAUGCUCACUGCCUUCAGGGCCCAAAGAGUUCAAGUCCAUCUGCACUGGGAAGAAAUCCAUAGCAAAGAAGACAAGGGAGCCACAGGCAGGGCCCAAAGAAGAUAACUCACCGAGAGAUCCUGGUCUGCAGGCCCAAGUUCCACCACACAGGGCAGAGCAGCCUUCCGUGUGCAUGUAUCGUGGAGAAAUGAGCAGGGGAGACUUCAACAUCAGAGCCCCUCAAGUUCCAGCAAACCCGCAGUUCUUCUCCUUGAGCCAGAGAUGUGCCAGACCCAGAGCACCACCUGCACCUGCUGGUGAACAGAAUCAACUUAUGGAUCCCAUAUUCCCUAAUGAAGAAAGUCAGCAAGUAAUACAUGGGACACCAGGUUGUGCACAGUGUGAGAUGUUACAGAAGGAAAUAGAUGAACUCAAGGAACAACUCGGGCUGGCACUGCUGUGACCCAGCGUUUGAGGACUGCCUAUCCAUGCUGUUCUCCUGUAGAAAACGUUUGCACAUAGCGCUCGGUGAUGGGUGGGGGAGUGUGUCCCAACUCUGUCUGCUUGGGUGGGGGCUGGGGGGCAGUGAGGCGGCUGUCUGGAAUUUCCCCUGAAAUAUGGGUCUCAGGUGGGUGGGUUCCUAUGUGUCUGUUUCUGGAAUACCCAUUUGUACUUUUGUGUUUCAGCGGUCAUGCAGGCCCUCAGUGAAACGUUCCAGGAUCCUUGAAGUUGGACUCAAGAGUUUCUCCCCACAGAAGAGGCCAAACUACCACCUGUGGAUCCUGCUUCCUUCCAGUUUUCUUCGACAGCAGUGGUUCCCACCUUCCUAAUGCUAUGGCCUGCUCAUGGGCUUCAUUUUGUGAUGUUAACCCUCUACCAUAAAGCUAUUUCAUUGUUACUUCACAGCUGUACUUUUGCAA